Messenger RNA from Caenorhabditis bovis, 909 nucleotides. NCBI's taxonomy places the organism in Eukaryota, Metazoa, Nematoda, Chromadorea, Rhabditida, Rhabditidae. The record is from the annotation of a GenBank genome assembly.
AUGGCUCUAGCAAAGAGUCUCUCUCUCAGCGAUCUUUCCGAGAUUCGCAUUUCUUGUGCCAAACCAUUUUCGCGUAUGCAAGAUUCCGACACCGUCAAGGGAUCCCAAUUGAAGACUCUUCAAUCCGCGUGCGUGACUGACUUCGAGGUCACACACGGAGUUAUGAGAUCUCUUGCCGAAGGAGCUGAAAACCGCAUCAAAGGCUUUGCCGAGAUUCCGAGAAUCAAUACGGUAACAGCCUCGAUGCGGCCAAGCUCGCAAGUCCCAAUUUUUGGUGGUUCACCAAACGAUACCUUCUCCGCAUUUUUGCGAUCCUUCAAUGAUCAUGCUAAUACAGCAAAACCUCCUUUGGGAGACCUCGAAAAGAGGAAUAUUUUCUUGACUUAUUUGACAGACGCAGCCAGAGACCGCGCAGAGGAGUUCCUGGAGCAAGAGAGCGAAGCCUCGUUCGCAACCUUGGUUAACCAUCUAAAGGUAAAAUACGAAGAUCCGGUAAGAGCAGAACUUUCGCGCCAGCAACUCCGAACAACGAACCAGCUUCCGGGCGAGUCCGUAGAUGAGUUUGCAGCUAAGGUCAGAAAACUCGCAAAUUCGUCGUACCUCGGAUACUCGCGUGAAUAUAUCAAGGCCAAAACCCUAGAAGCGUUUUUGGACGGGCUCAAAUACGACAUAAAAUUUCACGUUAAGGCCAGUAACCCAAGAACCUUCGAGGACGCCCUCAAUUCCGCAGUGAGACAAAGAAAGUUUCUCUCAGCGUUUACCGACCAAAUUCCAUUGCGUAUGACUCUACCGCCACCCUCUGCAAAAUCAUUCAAACCACGUCCACUUUCUCCGUUAACCUUUUUGGAUCCCGCUACAUCGAAACAAAUUCCAAGCAAGCAACCGUUUCGGCAGAAGAAUGCAAACUAA